Molecule: messenger RNA, 2173 nt
Organism: Trematomus bernacchii (emerald rockcod)
Lineage: Eukaryota; Metazoa; Chordata; Actinopteri; Perciformes; Nototheniidae
Gene: lrrc47
Product: leucine rich repeat containing 47
Exons: 7
Coding region: 26-1696 (556 amino acids)
Biological process (GO): phenylalanyl-tRNA aminoacylation
Molecular function (GO): phenylalanine-tRNA ligase activity; RNA binding; protein binding
Source: RefSeq, a predicted model, not a curated record
ACAACUAGUCUUAGCAGCAGCAAGCAUGGAUGACAUCGAGCAAUGGCCAGAAAUAGAGAAAGUAGCGUUAGAGAAGAGACGUGAACUGGUUUUCCAGGGUGCAGCUUUCGAUGAAAGGAUUGCCUCAAACGGGGGGCUCUGCUCGGCUAUCUACACCCUCAAACUGCUGAACUAUCUGGAAGUUAGCCAGUGCCCGAGUUUGACAGAGAUCCACGAGGACAUCCAACAUCUGACCAGCCUGCAGAGCCUCAUCUUGUGCAGGAACAAGCUCGCCUCCUUCCCGAGUGUGGUCGGUCAGCUCAAGUCCCUGAAGGUCCUGGAUAUUUCAGCCAACAACCUGACUGUUUUACCCGAGGGGAUCACCCAGUUGAAGGAGCUCAACACCCUCAAUGUGAGCUGCAACAGCCUGGAGGUCCUGCCAGAGGGACUGAGCAAGUGCACCAGGCUCUCCACCAUCAACAUCUCCAAGAACAAGAUCACUGCUUUCCCUGCUGAUUUCUACUCCGAGAAAUUGGACCUCCUCAGCAUGCUGGUCGCCUAUGACAACUCCAUUGAACAGCUGAGUGGAGAUGUUCACAAGCUAGCUGCUCUAAAGAUGCUGGACCUCUCUAACAACAAGCUAAAGGAGAUCCCGCCCGAAUUGAGUGACUGUGCCAAGCUUAAGGAGAUCAACUUCAAAGGCAACAAGUUGAGUGACAAACGUCUGGAGAAGAUGGUCAACGGCUGCCAGACCAAGUCCAUUCUGGAGUACCUCAGAGGAAAAGGAAAGGGAAGACAGGGAGAGGAAGGAGCUGACGCGGAAGGGGGUCGCAAGGCGGACAAAGGUAAACGCCAGCAGAGGAAGAAGAAGGAUAAGGGGGCAGAGGAUGAGGUGGAGGAACUGAACAAGAUGGUGGUGAAGGUUCUCCACGUUUCGGACACUCCUGAAGCACUCACGGUGACAGUGAGUUCAGAGGUGAAAGAUGUCCGACCGUACUUGGUGUGCUGCAUUGUCAGGGGCAUGAACCUCAAAUCUGGGAACGCUCUUAAACGAUUCCUCGUUGCUCAGACAAAGCUUCAUGAUGACUUAUGUGGUAAAAGGACCAUCGCGACCAUUGCAACUCAUGAUGUGCAGCUUAUUAAAGCUCCUCUGGUGUAUGAUGUCAAACCACCUACACAGCUGAAGGUUGUUUCGCUGGGUCGGAAGGAAAUGACUGCUGUCGAGCUGAUAAGACAGCUUCAGCUGGAGGCUGACGAGCUGAGGAAGCAGAAGAAGAGGCAGAACGUCACCGGCCUGCACAAAUACCUUCAGCUUCUGAAGGGAAAAGAAAUGUAUCCCUGCCUUGUGGAUGCAGAAGGACAUGUGAUCUCUUUCCCACCUAUAACUAACAGUGAGAAAACCAAGAUCAAGAAGACAACCAAGGAGUUGUUCUUGGAGGUGACAAGUGCAGCCAGCCUGCAGACCUGUAAAGAUGUUAUGGAUGCUCUGAUUGUGAAAAUGGCGGAGUUGAACAAGUUCACGGCGGAGCAUCAGGAGGAGGCUGGUUCAGACGGGGAAGGGGACGGCCCACAAGAGCCGGAAGGCAGCAGCGAGACCUCCAGUGAACUGAUCGUCCAGCAGGUCCGCACGUUGGACCAGGACGGGAGCCUCAAGGUCGUCUACCCGUCCAAAACUGACCUCUGCAGCGCCAUCAGCAACCUGACUGUCGUUUGGUAGUCGUUGCUGUGGAUAACCUCUGAUGUUUACACUCAUUCACAUGCUGCAUGAAGUCAUAUUAACAGGUGAACAUUGUGGGACAUUAAGGCUAAGGUUUGACAACAUGUAACAACAUUACAUCCUUUUUACUUCAGGGAGCACAGAAAUCUGAUCCAUGAUUGACGUGUUGCCUGUUGACGAAUGUUUUUGAUUUAAGCACAGCUUUUUGAACCACAUAGUUAUGUUAAUAAAUCAUUUUUGCUGCUUUCACAAAAGCAUGAUAUGUCAACAUUUGUGCAAAUAUCCAGGUUUUUGUAUUAUUUACAAAAUGAAGGAACGUUGUCUGUUGGUAAAAAUAUUUUUGUUCAAUUAACAUUGACUUUAACUUGGACUGGUGACUUGUGAGACCAUUUGUUCACCUUGCAGUAAAUAUUGGCAUUUUCCCUUUAAGCAGCAGCAAAGAAUGUCUGACUUAGACUUAAUAAAAUAUACUCCUUC